CAGAAGUGCCGCAGAGCGCAGCCGCCUCACUGAGCCGGCGGUUUAGGCUGUGUGGUCCCGACGCCGCCAUGGGCAAAAGAGACCGGGGGGACCGCGAUAAGAAAAAGUCCAAGAAGCGGCACUACGAGGAUGAGGAAGAAGAGGAAGACGACGCCCCUGGGAACGAGUCUCAGGAAGCGGUUCCCUCAGCGGCCGGGAAGCAGGUGGAUGAGUCCGGCACCAAAGUGGAUGAAUAUGGAGCCAAGGACUACAGGCUGCAGAUGCCGCUGAAGGACGACCACAGCUCCCGGCCCCUCUGGGUGGCUCCCGAUGGCCACAUCUUCUUAGAAGCCUUCUCUCCAGUUUACAAAUAUGCCCAAGACUUCCUGGUGGCCAUUGCAGAGCCGGUGUGCCGACCAACCCACGUGCAUGAGUACAAGCUGACUGCCUACUCGCUGUAUGCGGCUGUCAGCGUGGGGCUGCAGACCAGCGACAUCACUGAGUACCUCAGGAAGCUCAGCAAGACGGGAGUCCCUGACGGAAUUAUUCAGUUUAUUAAGUUGUGCACUGUCAGCUACGGGAAAGUCAAGCUGGUCCUGAAGCACAACAGGUACUUCGUCGAAAGCUCUCACCCUGACGUCAUCCAGCAUCUCCUCCAGGACCCAGUGAUCCGGGAAUGCCGCCUGAGGAAUGCUGAGGGGGAGGCCACAGAAGUCAUCACAGAGACCUUCACCAGCAAGUCUGCCAUUGCAAAGACGGCUGAUGGCAGCGGGGGGCCCUCCACUUCCCGGGCGACAGACCCACAGGGUAAAUCUGACAUCCCCACGGACCUGUUUGACUUCUAUGAGCAAAUGGACAAGGAUGAAGAGGAAGAAGAAGAGACACAGACAGUGUCUUUUGAAGUCAAGCAGGAAAUGAUUGAGGAACUCCAGAAACGGUGCAUCCACCUGGAGUACCCGCUGUUGGCAGAAUACGACUUCCGGAACGAUUCCAUUAACCCCGACAUCAACAUUGACCUGAAGCCCACCGCUGUCCUGAGACCAUAUCAGGAGAAGAGCUUGCGGAAGAUGUUUGGGAACGGGCGUGCGCGUUCAGGGGUCAUUGUUCUUCCUUGUGGUGCUGGGAAGUCCCUGGUGGGCGUGACGGCUGCAUGCACGGUCCGAAAGCGCUGUCUGGUGCUGGGCAACUCGGCGGUGUCCGUGGAGCAGUGGAAGGCCCAGUUCAAGAUGUGGUCCACCAUCGACGACAGUCAGAUCUGCCGCUUCACCUCCGACGCCAAGGACAAGCCCAUUGGCUGCUCCGUCGCCAUCAGCACCUACUCCAUGCUGGGCCACACCACCAAGAGGUCCUGGGAGGCCGAGCGAGUCAUGGAGUGGCUCAGAACGCAGGAGUGGGGCCUCAUGAUCCUGGACGAAGUGCACACCAUCCCGGCCAAGAUGUUCCGGCGGGUGCUGACCAUCGUGCAGGCCCACUGCAAGCUUGGCUUGACCGCCACCCUUGUCCGGGAAGACGACAAGAUUGUGGACUUGAAUUUCCUGAUUGGGCCCAAGCUCUAUGAAGCCAACUGGAUGGAGCUGCAGAACAACGGCUACAUCGCCAAAGUCCAGUGUGCCGAGGUUUGGUGUCCAAUGUCACCUGAGUUUUACCGGGAGUACGUGGCAAUCAAAACAAAGAAACGAAUCUUGCUGUACACCAUGAACCCCAACAAAUUCAGAGCUUGCCAGUUUCUGAUCAAGUUUCACGAGAGAAGGAAUGACAAGAUUAUUGUCUUUGCUGACAACGUGUUUGCCCUGAAGGAAUAUGCCAUUCGGCUGAACAAACCUUAUAUCUAUGGGCCUACGUCCCAGGGAGAACGGAUGCAGAUUCUCCAGAAUUUCAAACAUAACCCCAAGAUCAACACCAUCUUCAUAUCCAAGGUGGGGGACACAUCGUUUGAUCUGCCAGAAGCCAACGUUCUCAUUCAGAUCUCCUCUCACGGUGGCUCCCGGCGGCAGGAGGCCCAGAGGCUGGGGCGAGUGCUCCGAGCCAAGAAAGGGAUGGUCGCAGAGGAGUACAACGCCUUCUUCUACUCACUGGUGUCCCAGGACACGCAGGAGAUGGCUUACUCCACCAAGCGGCAGAGGUUCCUGGUGGAUCAAGGCUAUAGCUUUAAGGUGAUCACAAAGCUUGCUGGCAUGGAGGAGGAGGAGUUGGCAUUUGCAGCGAAAGAGGAGCAACAGCAGCUCCUACAGAAGGUCCUGGCCGCCAGCGACCUGGAUGCGGAGGAGGAGGUGGUGGCAGGGGAAUUCGGCUCCAGGUCCAGCCAGGUGUCGCGGCGCUUCGGCACCAUGAGCUCCAUGUCUGGGGCCGACGACACGGUGUACAUGGAGUACCACUCGGCUCGCAGCAAGACUGCCACCAAGCACGUGCACCCGCUCUUCAAGCGCUUCCGGAAGUGACACCCGCAGGUCCGAGGGCAAGGCUGGGUGCUCAGCACCCACACUGGAACGGGGUUUAAAUGUAGCCUUUUCCCUCCACAUCUACGUUCUUUCCGGUGGCGUUGGUCAGACUGACCUAGGUUCCCUGUCGACUGUUGAAGACAAUGCAUCAGGAGCUUGCUUCCGUCUUCAUGGGUCAAGCAGGGUUUCAAAAAAGUGGGAGUGGGGGACUCUAUUCUCCGGUCUUUUCAGACCACUUUUCAGGCUGGUUGGGGAGUGGUCUUCCUGUAUAUAAAAAUUUGUGAUAUUUAAGGUGUAUUUAUCUCACUGUUCUGCUGAAUAAACAGCGAUGGGACGUUUAACAA
Camelus dromedarius (Arabian camel) is the source of this 2761-nucleotide messenger RNA. RefSeq names its product ERCC excision repair 3, TFIIH core complex helicase subunit (gene ERCC3). Gene Ontology annotation, cellular component: transcription preinitiation complex; nucleotide-excision repair factor 3 complex; transcription factor TFIIH holo complex. The record is from RefSeq and is a predicted model, not a curated record. Gene Ontology annotation, biological process: embryonic organ development; nucleotide-excision repair; hair cell differentiation. Bases 69 to 2417 code for a protein of 782 amino acids. The transcript is spliced from 15 exons. Gene Ontology annotation, molecular function: ATP binding; 3'-5' DNA helicase activity; DNA binding. Lineage: Eukaryota; Metazoa; Chordata; Mammalia; Artiodactyla; Camelidae.